AUGGACGAAAGCAGCAUCUACAACGACACCAAAAACCCACUACUAGGUCUCACAGGGGAUGCCAGCUCCAGAGUCUCCCCGCUUGAACAAGAAGUCCUCGACGAAUACGAACGACUCUUGAAGAAUAUGAACGAGUUAUCUUCAACGCUGGCAAGUCUAUCCGGUGGGCCGAUGACGCUCGAGAUCGCAGAGGGCCUGAGGCUGCUGGAGCGGAAGGUCGCCAGUGUAUAUACUUUGAUGAAGGCUAGCGUGUAUAGUAUUGUUCUCCAGCAGGGACAAUUGGAGGGCGACGCUGGCAGCAGUGUUUUCACGGGCGAUGAGACCGUCCAG
This is a messenger RNA of Exophiala aquamarina CBS 119918, 330 nucleotides long. RefSeq lists its product as uncharacterized. The annotation marks the transcript as partial. Gene Ontology annotation, cellular component: DASH complex; mitotic spindle. The transcript is spliced from 2 exons. The record is from RefSeq and is a predicted model, not a curated record. Gene Ontology annotation, biological process: attachment of spindle microtubules to kinetochore. Lineage: Eukaryota; Fungi; Ascomycota; Eurotiomycetes; Chaetothyriales; Herpotrichiellaceae.